Rhizophagus irregularis DAOM 181602=DAOM 197198 is the source of this 630-nucleotide messenger RNA. RefSeq lists its product as uncharacterized. The record is from RefSeq and is a predicted model, not a curated record. Lineage: Eukaryota; Fungi; Glomeromycota; Glomeromycetes; Glomerales; Glomeraceae.
AUGGACAUAAAUCAACUUAACCAAUUGAAACGCAACAGUUCAGAACUUCAGGAACCUUUACAUCAAAGAGUUGUUUCACAAAAAGGACCAGAAACGAUUGAUGACUGGGAAAUGAUAAAAGAAUGUUUUAUGGCUCUCAACGAUAACACAAAUCAUUUAUUUGAUAUGAUGAAUAAGCGAGAGAAAGUUUUUGAUGCUAUUUUAAACCUUUUAGAAGAAAUUUUGAUAGAUAAAAUGUCUUUAGUAGAUGAUUUAUCCAUAUAUAGAGACUAUAUUAUUGAUCUUAUUGAAGAAAUAGAAGCUAAAUUGGGUACCGACACAUGGAGAAAAGUAAGAAAUGCCAUUCGUAAGAAGAGAAAUAACAAUAGAACGGAUUUUGAGGAAAAGGAAUUAGAAUUUAUUUCAGAGCUGGAGAACAAAUUAAAAGAUGUUGAGAUGACUGUUAAUGAGUUCGAAUUAUUGAUGGAAAUUAAUGCAACGGGUAAUACCGAAUUUCAUAAAGGUAAACGACGAGUAUUGAAAGAAGUUAAAAAACAACUCGAAUCGUCUCUUCCCAACAACCUACAAGUUUUUAAAGUGCCACUAAGGAAGCUUCUUUAUGCUCAUGAAAUUUGGAAACUGUCAAAGUAG